AUGCGCAAACUUGCCCCGCGCCUGUUGAUUGGUCCGAAGUUUCACAGUGGGCGUGGUCCUGUCGACAGACAACAAGGGGUCUCUGCACUGUUUCCUUCUCGCAUUAUUUCUCCAGGCUCCAUGUUCAGUGCAGUAGUGCUGGUGCUUGGCUGCCUGCUGCAGAGGAAACUAGUGGCCACAGAGGGGCAUCGUGGGACCAACUGCCAUGUCUUCUAUGCAGUGCAAAUGGACGGAGGCUUCAGAGCCGCCAGAGCUCUGGCAGAGCAGCACGGACUGGAGUUCAUACAGCGGGUUGGCAGCCUGGAGGGUGUGUAUACCCUGAGAGACAGCAGGGGGCGCCCUGACAGAGCCACCUUUGAGAGCAGACUUAGGACUGCAGCAGGGGUUCACUGGGUGCAGAGGCAGCACAGCCAUUACAGAGACAAACGGGUACCUGCGACAGGACCGGGCCAAAGUAGAACUCACAGUUCCCAGAGGAGAGAGUCUGCAACUGACAGACAGCCUGAGGAGAAUAAGAGUGACCAGUCCCUCACCUUCAAUGACCCGCUCUGGCCCAUGCAGUGGGAACUGUUUGCACAGGGCGAGUACAACUCCAGUGGGUUUGACCUGAAUGUGAUGCCGGUUUGGAGCAACAACAUCACCGGUAAUGGAGUAGUGGUCAGCAUCAUUGAUGAUGGUGUAGAUCACGCAAACAAGGACCUGAAGAAAAACUUUGAAGCGCUCGCCAGUUUUGACCUGUGUGCUUCACAUGGUCUUUCUCAUGAUCCCAUGCCUGUCAGAGAUGAGGAGAAUAGUCAUGGUACCCGAUGUGCAGGGGAAGUUGCCAUGGAGGCCAACAACUCCUACUGCGGUGUGGGCAUCGCCUUCAAUGCCAGGAUCGGAGGUAUCCGCUUGUUGGACGGCUCUGUCACUGAUGCCAUGGAGGCCACAGCCCUGACCUUCAACAUCCACUUCAUCGACAUCUACGUCUGCAGUUGGGGCCCCCGGGACGACGGGGCCGAGAUGGACGGGCCGCACAAUCUGACAGAGCGAGCCCUUCGGCUUGGAACUCACAAGGGCCGAGGUGGGAAGGGCAGCAUCUUUGUGUGGGCGGCAGGUAAUGGUGGAAUGCAGCAUGACCACUGCGGUGCAGAUGGUUAUGUUAACUCCAUCUACAACAUUGCCAUCGGCGCUGUCUCUCAAACAGGGAAGCCCGCCUACUUCGGCGAGCCCUGCCCCGGUGUGAUGGCCGUCACUCUUACAGGGGCCGGCGUGGGAGGCUCCCUACCUCUGGUUACUGUCACGGUGACCAGCAUUAGUGAUGGCUGUGUCACACACUUUCCAGGAACAUCCAGCGCUGCUCCGAUUGCUGCAGGGAUUCUGGCUCUUGUCUUAGAAGUAAAUCCUAACCUGACGUGGAGGGAUGUUCAGCAUCUGAUUGCCGAGACAGCAAAGAUCCCUGACCCCAAAGAGCCUGGGUGGAACAUCAACGGAGCAGGAUUCCAUGUUCACCAUAGGUAUGGCUUCGGAUUGUUAGAUGCAGGGCUGAUGGUGCAGCAGGCUGUAUACUUCACCAGUGUUGCUCCACAGAGGAAGUGCACGCAAGAAGUCACACUCGAUCAUACCAGGGUCCUUUCUCCAGGAGGCCUGGUCAGCGUGAACAUCCAAUCAGAGGCCUGCCAUGGGAGGUCCAACGAGAUCAACACUCUAGAGCAUGUUCAGGUGAGAGUAAGCAUCAGCACCGUGUGUCGUGGUGACCUCUCUAUAAGCCUGGCGUCUCCAGCCGGCACUGUAUCACUGCUGUUGGACACACGACCCAAUGACGCCUCCACUGCAGGCCUGAAAAACUGGACCCUGAUGACGGUGCACUGCUGGGGGGAGCAGCCACGAGGCCUGUGGACCCUACAGGUGACUGACCACAAAGGCACAGUGAGGAGCUGCAUGAGGCCGAAUGACGAGGAGGCAUCCAGAGCCUUACUCAGUGUUACACUCAUCCUCUAUGGCACCUACCUCUCACACAGGACCAUGUACGAGGGACCCCUGCAGAGCAUUGUGUCCAUGGGGUUGCGCCACCCUGUCCCUCAGAGGGGGGUGUACCAGAGGGACGGUUACCCCCCUCUCGAUCUUAUUCAAUGGGUCUACCAAAUGGAGAGAGACAGGAAGGUACGGGCUGAUGAUAUCACCGUUCCAGUCAGACACAAGAUGUUAAAGAUUCCUGAUAACAAGACCUUCAACAAGCUCCUGAUGUCCAGUAUGGCUUUCCAGUUACAUCAGACAGAUGUUGCACAGAAGUCUUCCACGGGGGCAAGACCUUCUGCUGUGAAGAAGCUUCCUGAGACCAUCAGGGAUAAUGUGGACAGAGAGAGCAGUUCCUUACCAUCACAGACUCUCCAGGGUGCCAUCAUGGAUGUGAAGGAGGUGCGACAGUCAGACACUUCAGAUCCAGGAGGAGGGGAAAAUGUGAGCAGAAAGGCAGGGGAAGGGAAGGGGAAAUGAGGAAACAAAUAUGAAGCAUGGUUAA
Molecule: messenger RNA, 2500 nt
Organism: Morone saxatilis (striped sea-bass)
Lineage: Eukaryota; Metazoa; Chordata; Actinopteri; Moronidae
Product: furin-like protease kpc-1
Exons: 20
Coding region: 1-2475 (824 amino acids)
Biological process (GO): peptide hormone processing
Cellular component (GO): trans-Golgi network; Golgi membrane
Molecular function (GO): serine-type endopeptidase activity
Source: RefSeq, a predicted model, not a curated record